Diachasmimorpha longicaudata is the source of this 1560-nucleotide messenger RNA. It is a transcript of the gene Nagk, whose product is annotated as N-acetyl-D-glucosamine kinase. The record is from RefSeq and is a predicted model, not a curated record. The coding region runs from base 300 to 1424 and encodes 374 amino acids. Gene Ontology annotation, molecular function: N-acetylglucosamine kinase activity. NCBI's taxonomy places the organism in Eukaryota, Metazoa, Arthropoda, Insecta, Hymenoptera, Braconidae. The transcript has 7 exons.
CAGUGACGAUGGCGAGGAUGCACUGAGUGUUGAGGGCCUUCUGUUUCGUGCAAAAUUAGAAAUUGUCAGGUCAAUGUACAAGUGCAGCCAUUUUUCAUGAAAAAAAUCUACUGUUGCAAUAUUUUUGAAUUGAUUCAGUAAUUAAUUUAUUGAGGCAUUGAUUAUUGUGCUUGAUGAUUUUCUGACAAUCUGGAAGCGGGCAGUUGGGUUCUUCGGGGGAUCAGAAUUGUGUAGCCUCGAGGGAUCGACAUUCCUCGGAGUUCAGGUAUUGUUUAUGAGCAGCUCUUGAUAACGAUACAAUGGCAGAAAUGAAAGGCCCAACCGCAGCCCAACAUAUGGACGAGAUGAGGAUCUGUGGGAUCGAGGGGGGAUGUACGCACUCUUUGUUGAUUGUAAUGGACGGCAAUGGCAAACGAUUGGUGGAGGUGCCCGGACCUGGUACAAACCACUGGGGCCUGGGGAUGGAGGAAACCACUACCAGAAUCAACAGUAUGAUAGACAAAGCGAAAGAAGCCCUGGGGAUACCGUUAUCACAGCCAAUGGACUGCACAGGCCUGUGCUUGAGUGGCUGCGAGGAGGAGGAGACAAAUCAAAAGCUCGUGGAGAUUCUGUCGAAUAAUUUUCCAAAUGCCAGUAGAGAUUACGUUGUGGGAAGUGACUCACUGGGAAGCCUGAAGACAGGAUCGGACUCUGGGGGAAUUGUAUUGAUUGCUGGUACUGGAAGCAAUGCAGUCCUGGGUAAUUCUGAUGGGAGUAUUCACGGUUGUGGGGGAUGGGGUCACAUGAUGGGGGAUGAGGGAGGAGCAUUUUGGAUUGCUCACAAAGCGGCGAAAUACGUCUUUGACGACCUAGAUGGUCUCCAGAAGGCUCCACAUCCUAUCAGCUAUGUCUGGCCGGCAAUGAGGAGCUUCUUCCAUGUGCCAAACAGAAAGGCAAUGCUCCCUCACCUGUAUAAUAAUUUCGACAAGAGCAAGUUCGCCAUGUUCACGAAGGAAUUGGCCACUGGGUGUGAAAACAACGAUCCUCUGUGUCUAUUGCUAUUCAACUCUGCUGGAAAAAUGCUGGCCAAGCAUAUAAAUGCAGUGGCACCAAAGGCACACAACGAUAUAAAGCUGGGGAGAGGUGGCCUCAAAAUCAUCUGCGUCGGUUCCGUUUGGAAGUCCUGGGACUACAUGAAGAAGGGCUUCACUCAGAAAAUCCAAGAGGCCAAGCUCGUCGAUGAACUCACCCUUCUGGAAUUGAUAGCACCCUCGGCGAUUGGUGCCUGUUACCUUGCUGCUGAUAAAAUCAAGUGCGAGGGGCUGGUGAGGGCCUACAACGAACAUACAAACGCGUUUUACCACUAUAAACGUGAGAACAUUCCCACGGGUGGAGUUUCGACGGUUGACCCUUGCUACGAGGCAUGUGUUGUCUCUUCCUCAUAGAGGACCAACUGCUCUAUUAUCAAUUACUCCGUACUGAUACCGUGUGCCUUGGAAAAUUCAAAUCGUACUGUCAUCAGAGAAUUAUUUUUGUAUUUUUGUCUACAUGGAAGAAAAAAAUUAAAUUUAUGGAAUGAAA